Ilex paraguariensis (yerba mate) is the source of this 194-nucleotide messenger RNA. NCBI's taxonomy places the organism in Eukaryota, Viridiplantae, Streptophyta, Magnoliopsida, Aquifoliales, Aquifoliaceae. The record is from the annotation of a GenBank genome assembly.
GGAGGGAAAUUGAUGGGGCUGAAGUUUGUCGACUGUAUUUAGUAAAUGGGGCGACAACGAUGGCAUGGGGAUCAAGUUUUCAUGCAAAGACCAAUCGGUUUGGCUUUCACCAGCCUAACAAAUCUCAGCCUCAUUCUCAUCUGGAUUCACCAGGUACUGCUGGUCCCGACACUUUGUACCGGAAAUGCGAGUGA